AUAUUCCUAAUGAUUCUGAAUUAAAUAAGGAAAGCUGUGUUAGACGAUUAUCAUUCAGCUCCAUUGUUGACACUAGCGAUAAAGAAAACGAUAAGGACUCUGAGUAUUUACCUUCAGAUGACGAUGAAAGUUUGUCAGAAAAUGAACUAUCUCCUGAAAAAUUAUCACCUGAAACGCGCAACAUAAAUUUAACUACCAGUCGAUCAUCUCCUCCAAGUUUUGAAGUGUCGCAAUCACAAACUGCAUGUAAUGAUGAAGAUAUGUAUGUUGAUAAGUCGAAUACUAAAUCUAAACAACACUGCUGCAUUUUUUGUUUGAAGUUGCAAUCACAAUUAGCAAGGCAUUUAGAAACGGUACAUCGCGAUGAACCAGAAAUCGCAGAAAUUAAUAAAGGAAAACUUAUUGUAUCCAGACGUCCUCAUAAAGAUACGAAGAAUACAGCUAUACAUUUUACUGCGUGUAAAAAAUGCAAUGGAUAUUAUGCAAAAAGUACAAUACGUCAUCAUGUUCGAAAAUGUUUCAAACGAAAUUUUAAACAUAAUAGAGGAGUCAUGGUUAUGGGCAAAAAAGUUACCUGUAGAAUACACGAAGCAGCAAGUGAACAGUUAAGGAACAUAAUUUUCCCUAUAUUACAAGAAGAUAAAGUAGUACGAGCAAUAAGAUUUGAUAAAUUAGUAAUCUUAUAUGGAAAUCAAUUGUGUUUGAAGUACACGCAUCAACACCAGCACGAUAUGAUACGUGCUAAAUUACGACUUACUGGCCGUUUUAAAUUAGCAUUUAGAGAAAUUAAUAAUAAAAUAAAAAACUUUGAGUCGCUCUAUCAUCCGAGGAACUAUGAUGAUUGCAUUUCGGCCAUAAAAGUUGUUGCCGGGUAUAAUAAUAUCGAUAAUACGUAUAAAGCUCCAGCAACAGCAACUAGUUUGUCAACUCUUAUAAAGAAGAUAGCACAGGUUGAAAUCAUGGAAUGUAUAAAACAACAGGAUGCAGAAAAGCAAAGAUUAGUUGAGGAUUUUCUAAAGCUAUUAACUGUUGAUAUAGGAACAAGUGUAAAUACAACUGUUGCAGAAACGCAAUCAACUCGUAAAAGACAUAAGGUACAACUUCCAUCAAUGGAAGAUAUUAAGACUUUAUAUACACAUUUGAAGGAAAAAAGAAUCGAAGCUUGUACUGCAUUAAAACAGUUUUUCUCGUUUGAUAAUUGGCUUUCUUUAACGGAAGCAACAUUAACUUCAGUACAUGUAUUUAACAGACGGCGAGCAGGUGAAAUUGAGAGAACACUUAUUGAAGAUUUUAAAACUUAUGAAAGGAUAAAUAAAAAUAUGUACAGUGAUAUGUACACAUCGUUAUCAGCGCAAAAUAAAAAAAUAGCAGAAAGAUAUGUUCGUUUUUCUAUUAGAGGAAAAUUAGGACGUACAGUGCCUGUUUUAUUGCCAAACGACCUUUUGGAGUGUAUUAAUUUAAUAUUACAAUUCCGAGAAGAAGCUAAAGUCCCAAAACAAAAUCCGUAUGUGUUUGGACUGCCUAGUAAUGAUAAACGCAGGUAUAAGUAUCUUCGAGCUUGUACCUUAAUGCGAAAAUUCGCAGUAGAGUGUAAUGCGGUUUAUGCCAAUACUUUGCGUGGUACAAUAUUAAGGAAACACGUGGCUACACAUUGUAUGCAAUUGAAUCUAAAUGACGUUGAUGUGUCUGAUCUCGCUAAUUUCAUGGGCCACGCCGAGAAGAUACAUAAAGAUAUUUAUAGGCAACCACUGCCUUCCAUAGAGAUACUUAAAAUUUCUCAGUAUUUAGAAGCAGUUCAAGGAUAUAAUAAAAAUGAUAACGACUCAUCAUCAAGCAAUGAAUUUGAAGAAGACAUAGAAAUGGGAAGUUUUAAUAAUACCGAUAAUACAGAUAAUAGCGAUAAAAUAGAGGCGGAAGAUUUACCACCUCCUUAUGGAAAAACAAAAAGAAUACGGUGGAGUGUACAAGAAAAAAAUGCAGCAUUGAAAGCAUUCGGAAAAUACAUAAAUAAUUGUACUUUGCCAUCUUUCAAGGUUAUUCAAGAAACCAGAAAAAAGUAUCAUGUCUUACGUAAUCGUACAACACCACAAAUAAAAACAUGGAUCUCCAAUCAACACAAAGGACAUAAAAAUCAUGAAGACUAA
This is a messenger RNA of Cyphomyrmex costatus, 2144 nucleotides long. RefSeq lists its product as uncharacterized. Gene Ontology annotation, biological process: DNA integration; DNA recombination. Gene Ontology annotation, molecular function: DNA binding. The transcript has 5 exons. Lineage: Eukaryota; Metazoa; Arthropoda; Insecta; Hymenoptera; Formicidae. The annotation marks the transcript as partial. The record is from RefSeq and is a predicted model, not a curated record.